This is a messenger RNA of Photinus pyralis (common eastern firefly), 1116 nucleotides long. RefSeq lists its product as uncharacterized. The transcript has 2 exons. NCBI's taxonomy places the organism in Eukaryota, Metazoa, Arthropoda, Insecta, Coleoptera, Lampyridae. The coding region runs from base 1 to 1116 and encodes 371 amino acids. The record is from RefSeq and is a predicted model, not a curated record.
AUGCCGAAACAUUCGAAAAAAAGACACAGAAGUCGAAGCUCUACGCCGCAGACUGCCAGCAAUUACGACGUUGGAAGAAUAUUAAGGCGCAUCGAACGGCGUUUAGACAAGGUAGAAAAACAACAACGAAAAAGACAUCGCUCCAGGUCGCCUUCUUACGAUGCUUCUCCAAGGGAGGAGCACGAAAUUAGAUCGACAGUUUCGCCAUCGCCAAGGUGUGAUUCCAUACCUGCCGCUUCUCGCUGUAAUUCAGUGGAAGCAGAGCAAUUUUUAGAGGACAGAUCGGAACAUAAUACAAACCAAGGGAAUUUGUUUGAGAAUUUAGAACAGCAAGAUGGGGCGUUACCGGUAAUUACACCAGAGAUUCUAUCCAUAAUGGGAGACGAUCGAAUUGAGGAAAAAACAUUGUCAAAACCCAUUCAGCCUGUAAUAGCGGAGAGAUGGACAAAUAUUUUAACAAAUGGGUUAACGGAGGAAGUGAAGAAAGCCCUCAUUGAUAAACAUUUGCCACCUGAAAAUCUUCAGGCUCUUUUGGCCCCGAAAUUAAAUCCUGAAAUUAAGGCGGCUAUUCCGGAAGGCGCCUUACGUCGAGAUGCUCGAUUACAACUGUGGCAAAAACAAAUUGGGGCAGCAACAUCUGCGGUGGCGUCCGGCUUAUCGUCCAUGUUGAAGGAAGGUGCGGACGUAAAUAAGGGAUUCAUCGAGACACUAAGUGACGUGGGUCGCUUAUUAAGUGAUCUACAUUUCUGCGAAUCGUUUUCGCGGAGGGAACUUUUGUCCUUACAGUUAAAUAAGGACCUUAAAGACACCCUUAAAAAUACAAACAUCACCGAUUUUAUAUUUGGUGAAAACUUGGACACAAAUAUUAAGUCAGCAAAGGACUUAGAAAAGUCUGCUGAACAAUUAAAACUUCAAAAGAAGGUUUUUCGUCCAGCUGCAUCCGGAAAACCGGAAAACUCCCGCCGUCCAUUCAUGCAAAGGAGGGGCGUACAUCAGAAUGGACGCGGCUCUCGAGCCCCCAGAUUACAGCGACGACAGGGACAUCUUCCUGUAGUUCAAUACAGAAAGGAGCACUUUCAUUCGCAGGGGGAGAGAAAACCACGUCAAAAACGCUAG